Molecule: messenger RNA, 1533 nt
Organism: Rhopalosiphum padi (bird cherry-oat aphid)
Lineage: Eukaryota; Metazoa; Arthropoda; Insecta; Hemiptera; Aphididae
Gene: mtSSB
Product: single-stranded DNA-binding protein, mitochondrial
Exons: 5
Coding region: 322-771 (149 amino acids)
Biological process (GO): positive regulation of helicase activity; mitochondrial DNA replication
Cellular component (GO): mitochondrial nucleoid
Molecular function (GO): single-stranded DNA binding
Source: RefSeq, a predicted model, not a curated record
AAAUUAAUCGAAUUACCGAGAAUACAAAUAAUUUAAAAUCAAAGCAUAUUAUUUAUUAUUUUGAUUUUUGUUUAAUGUGCGCUAAAUAAAAGCGAAAACGAAAUAAUUGAAAAGUAAAAGUUCUAUGCAAAUGUCAAAUAAUAAGUCAACUAUAUAGUUAACUCCACUGCAUUCAUAACAACAAUAAAAGUACAUAAACGCAUUACGCAUAUAAUAUUGGCACGGACUAAGAUCUUAGUCCUCGAAUAUUGCUAAUCACUGUCGUUUGACGUCAACAAGAAGAAUACUUCAGUAAUAAGUAUAUAUAAUACAAAAAAGAAAAUGAAUAAAUCAAAGUUAAGAACAAAGUUUUUCUUCAGUAUUAUAAGGAGUAAAAUUAGACAUGAAUUUUUUCGCUACAAUUAUACACAACAAGCACCACAACCUAUCAAAGUUGAAAAGACGAUAAAUAAAGUCACACUUUUGGGUCGAGUUGGUGCAGAUCCACAAAAACGUGGCACAGAAGAACAUCCAGUUGUUGUAUUUUCAUUGGCUACACAUCAAAAUUAUAUCAACAAUAAUGAAGAAAGCACUCAAAAAACUGACUGGCACCGUAUUGUUGUAUUCAGACCGGGAUUACGUGACACUGUAUAUAAUUACCUACAAAAAGGUCAACGUGUGCAUAUUAGUGGGCGAUUAAUCUAUGGUGAAUUGAAAGACGAAUCUGGUACUCCUCGAACAACUACAUCAAUUGCUGCUGAUGAUAUUAUAUUUUUUAAUUCCAAAAAUUAAAUUAAUCAAUUUACCUAAAUUUAAUUUAAGUUAUACAUGUUUAGUCUAUAGAAAACAUGCUCAUUGUGUUGCCUAUAAUUAAAAUUCCUAUAAGAAUAUAAAUUUUUUUUUUAUAUAUAUAAAUGUACAUUUUUUUUACACAUAAAACUGAUCACUAAUGAAAAUAUUUGAAAUAAUAUUAGUUUUUUUUGUGAUGUUUUUUCCAUAACAAACAUAAUUAAAAAUGGUACAUUUGUUGCACUAAACAAUUUCAUACAAUAUUUCUACUAUUCAUAGUGUUAUACUACAGUGCUAUAUUAUUAUCAUAACGUAAUAAUAUAAGAAUAUUAAUUAUUAAUACAUGAGACAUUUUGUUAUAAAUAUUAUGAUACUUAGAAAUGUAUGUAAUAUAUUAUAUUGAUCUUUAAUAUAUGAGUAGUUAGAUACAUUUGCAUAUUAGACUUAAUAAUGCAUUAUUUUAAUGUCUAUGAUACCUAUUUACUAUUUAAUAAAUAACCUUACAGUUAAUUAAUUAAUUUUUAUAUUUUUUUACUACUUAUAAAAAAAUAACAUAAUUAUAUAUUGUAAUAUUUAUGUGUUAAUUAUCCAAAAGUUAUAUUUAGUAAAAAUGACUUUAAAAACUUAUAAAAAAUCUAUGAAAAUUUUAGUUAAUAAAAUUAGGUACAUUGAUGUAUUUACCAAUAAUCCUAGAUAUUUUUAACAAUAAUUUAAUUUUGUAACAUUGAUAACUGAAUACUGAUUAAAAUAAUUAACUUUAUAGUA